This is a messenger RNA of Anarrhichthys ocellatus (wolf-eel), 4742 nucleotides long. RefSeq names its product carbohydrate (chondroitin 6) sulfotransferase 3a (gene chst3a). Lineage: Eukaryota; Metazoa; Chordata; Actinopteri; Perciformes; Anarhichadidae. Gene Ontology annotation, biological process: N-acetylglucosamine metabolic process; carbohydrate metabolic process. The transcript is spliced from 3 exons. Gene Ontology annotation, cellular component: Golgi membrane. Bases 1469 to 2797 code for a protein of 442 amino acids. The record is from RefSeq and is a predicted model, not a curated record. Gene Ontology annotation, molecular function: chondroitin 6-sulfotransferase activity; N-acetylglucosamine 6-O-sulfotransferase activity.
GACAAUGUAUUCGGAAUUAAGAAAUUUGUUAUACUGAAUCAUUUCAAAAUGAUGUCGGAAUAGUUAAUUUGUUCAAAAGUCCUUCGAAGGAGCAAUGUGGCACCAAUGCGAGGCUACUUAAAUGUGGCUUGUCUUCCUUAACUGAUUUGCCUCAAUAUGUAUGAGUUCAGGUUGCUUUGAUAGUCUUUGUGGCAGAGUAACACAAUACUCCCAAAAGGAUGGGACGGAUACGACAGUGGAAACCGCUUAUAGUGAUCAAGUAGUCCACGUACAGUGUUCAUUUUAGCUCUUUUCAUACGUGACAACGUGUGGAUAAAGAUGUUAUUCUAUUUUUUCAAACUUAACUCCCGCGAUACUAUGCCUCAUGGUAACCCGUCUGCUUCUGGUUGGCUACCUGAGGCUGGUGUUGCGUGGACAUUUUAAUUAUGACAGGAAAAGGAACCUUUUUUUUUUCUUCUAUAAAUUAAAAACAGUCUGCUCAAAAUGAAUGGCAAACUGCCAAAAACAGAUGCACCAGUGCAACUUGUUCCUCAGGCUACCUCACUCAAACAACGAGAAACAGUCACAACAGUCAUCCGCCAGUAGUGACCCGGACAGUGGUGAUGACUAUAAACAUUUCCACUGUACUACGUUUAAUGACCAAGCUCUGUCUUGCCCAGCAUCUUUCUGCUGAUUAACAAUUAAAUUAUGCAUCUAAAGAUCACUUGACUGUCAACAUGGUGAGGCUUGCAACUUCACAUUUCCCUAGAAAUGUUGCAAAUCUGUUGAUUUCCAACACUGUUACUUCUGUGUGUACCUGUACAACGGUGCAACUGACUCACUUCUUCAUGUGAAAAGAGACUGGGGUGUUGAAAUCACACAGCGCUUGAAAACAUUUUUACCAUGCCCGCUGACUCAGUGCCAUGUGGAAGAGCUCACAGUGAAAACCAGUUCUGUUUACAGUAACUCCCUCCCUCUCAUCCGUCUUCUUCUUCAUCACUGACCCAAGCCUGACCAAGAAGCAAUGCCGUCUUUCUCUGGGUUUCUAAGAGGCAAACAAGCUUAAAAAAGCAGCGUGUUGCACAAACUGCGGGACAUUCCUCUGGUUUCAGAUCAAUGCAACUGUUGUUUUGAGCUAAGAUUUUUAGUGGUCCUCUCCCAUUUUUUCAUGGUUCAUGCCUUCGACUUAAUACAAUUUGUCUGUUGUAUGAUUUCAUGGUAGUGCUGGACAUAUAUAUUUUCAUGUCUUCUUAUUCAGUUUUUACCUGUGAAAGUGUUCUCAAGGUUUGCGCCAAACACAGUUUGCAGGAUAAUGAUACACAGUAUGUUAAGCGUCAUCUUAAAGCAGGAAUCACAUCUAUUUUGCAUGCUCUGUCUUUACUGAAGUGUCUUUCUUAUUGCAGAAUGCAGCUUUAGCCUCUGCAUGACAAGCCAUGACCAGCACGCAGACUAGACUCUAGACAUCCAGUUACAAAGCCAGGACUCAAGAAUGAAGACCAAAUAUGCAAUUGUCUUCAUCUGUAUCGUGGCCCUGGUCAUCAUCGAAAAGGAAAGCAACAUCCUAUCAAGGGUCUCUGAUAAACUGAUCCAGAGGCAGAUACCACAGCAGACCCCACAGACUCCACUGGAUUACAGCAACACAACACAAAAUGGCUCCCUGACGAUGCUCAAAAUGCUGCUCUCUAAACGCACCGGUGUAAAACUGAAUUACUUAAGUCUCUCCGAGGAGCAAGAGGAGGAAGAGCUCGAUGACUUGGGCACAUACAGCUUGAGCGGUGGCCAUAAGCACAUAUUGCUCAUGGCCACCACGCGAACAGGUUCCUCUUUUGUGGGGGAAUUUUUCAACCAGCACGGGGAGAACAUGUUCUACCUGUUUGAGCCUUUGUGGCACGUCGAGCGCAUGCUGACCACGGCCUCGGAGUCAAACAAUGGAACAGUGUUGGCAGGAAUCUACCGGGAUGUACUCCAGGGGCUCUUCCUGUGUGAUUUCUCUUCCCUGGAGAAGUUCAUCUCUCCCCCACCUCAGGACCACGUUUCCCCGGCUCUUUUCCGCAGAGAGUCUAGUUUAUCGCUCUGUGGAGAAUCUGUCUGCAGUCCUGUAAUCAAAGAUGUUUUUGAAAGGUAUCACUGUAAGACUCGUCGCUGUGGGCCGCUGAACUUGACCCUUGCGUCUGAAUCCUGCCUCUCCAAGCAACACCACGCCAUUAAAACUGUCCGUGUGCGUCAGCUGGACACCUUGCAGCCUUUGGUGGAGGAUCCUCGCCUGGAUGUGAGAGUAAUCCAGCUAGUCCGAGAUCCACGGGCCAUCUUAGCAUCCCGCAUGGUGGCUUUCUCUUCAAAGUACCAGACGUGGAAGACCUGGGCGCAGGACGGCCAGGUCCCCGAAGACGAUGAGGAGGUGAAGAGGCUCAAAGGCAACUGCGACCAGAUUAGGAUGUCAGCAGAGGUGGGACUAAGCCGACCUCGCUGGCUGAGGAGACGCUACAUGUUGGUGCGUUAUGAGGAUAUUGCCCGCUACCCCAUGCAGAAGGCAGAGGAGAUGUACAGGUUCACAGGGAUACCAUUUAGUCCCCAAGCUAGGGAGUGGAUACUGAGGAACACCCAGACCACACGGGAAGCGAGCGGGAUUUACUCCACGCAGAAGAACUCAUCAGAGCAGGCAGAGAAAUGGAGAUUUAGCAUUCCCUUCACACUGGCUCAGGUAGUGCAGAGAGUGUGUGGUCCUACCAUGAAGCUGUUUGGGUACAGAUUUGUGGAUGACGAAAAGACACUGAUCAAUAAGUCCAUCAGUUUGCUUGAAGAGAAACUAUUUCAUUAAUCGAGAGGUCAAAAAUGUAGCUGUGGAUUUGCAAAUCGCUGCAUGCGAUGGACCGGAGCCAGGAGAAGCCAUUACUGCACAGACCAAAACCAGUCAGCAAAGGUGCCGUAAAAGACACAACAUGUUUUACUGCCGACAGUAAAAUUUGGGCCAUAAAAUAAUAUUCAUACUCACCAAUGAUGUGCCUCAUUGUGAUAAAUGAAGAGCCACUUGAGAAAGAAAGUAUUUAUUUACAUACUGCGUUGACCGAGAAGCCUGGUACUCGAGCUUUGUGUGGCGCUUUGUAUUUCAUUUAAAAUGAAAUAAGCAUAGAUGUCAAGCCUGACUUGGAAGGUUGUAUUGAUAGUUGAUCAUGUUUAGACAUUCAGGGAUAAACUACAGUGAAAGGGAUACGUGUUGUGUUUUGUUUUGUGUGUGUGUCUGAAAGAGAAGAUGUUUCUGUUCAUAGGGUUUAUGACGCUAGUACUUCAUUCUGCCCAGUUCAACCUGUAUUUUGAUACAUCUGUACUCAACUAGGAAACUGACAGAAUCGAUUUAUUUAGAUUAGACCUGAUGUGCUCUCAUAGGGCUUUACAUAUCCGACUCAGGUGAAGUGAAUGUGGCAUUGCAAUUCAUGGUGUCUUCAUGAGGAGUAUUCAUACGUCACUGUGAAAAUACAGAAUCAUCUUUGAUGUAUUUAACCAAAAUGCCAUUUAAAGCAAUUCUCAAUAUACCAUAAAAAAGAGGCCAAUUAAGAUGGAUAUAUAAUACACAUGAGGUUGUAUAAAAUGAGUAGCUAUGGAAUAAAUAUCUUACUUCAGAUACCUACAUGUGUCUUUAUCAUACAAGUGUUGCUUUUCCUUAAAGCCAGUAGGCAGAGUAGUAAUGUAUUCUGUACUUAUAAACUCUGUGUUCUUGGACACGCAUUAUUGUGCAAGGAGUUGUCAGCGCCCAACUCAAAGAAAAAAAAUCACCAGAAAUAUUAAAACCAGCAACAUUGUAAAUACGCCCCCUGUAAAUGUAUUAGUCGUGAGAUUUGUGUAUGUUGAUGUUUUUGGUGCCAACUAAUAUACAAGAUGCUCAUAUGUAACUGCAUUAAUGUGGCCUAUCACUUUAAGUGAAGCCCAGGUGCUGUUGCGUUAACUAUCACUCUUGAUGGUAUAUAUAAAAGUAUCCACUGUGGCCCUAGUUCAAUGGUAGCAUUGUGUUCAGCUUGGCUGAAGCGCUGCGGAAACUGCCGUGCUGCUCAUGGAAAGGGAUAUGCAUUAGAGGUACAUAUAGUAGGGGGCUUAUACUAACUCAGUGUUUAAAACAUACAUAUGAAUACAUUAUGACUGGCAGGCCUUGCGUUGCCCAAACUCACUACUGACGUAUUUAAGCCAAAAAGGGAAUACUAGGAAAUACCAAGUUCAGCUGAGAGAAUGAGCGUAGUCAGUUUAUGCAUUCAACCAAUUUAGACACCCAGAGUGGCAAUAGAGUUGUUAAAGAUAUGUGUUUGACUGUAUACGAUGGUGGUUCAACCUUCAUGGGGAUAUGAUGCUUUUGUUAACUUGAAUUAAAUGUUUUCAUGGUGGAAAUAUAUUUACAGCAGAGCUGUUUUAAAGGAUUUUAUGGCAAGUCCAGUCUCAAUUCUUGUCAAAGCAAGUCUCAAUUCAGGUCCCGGUCUCUUCAUCAGCUAAACCAAGUUAACUGCAAGUCUUUCAGGUCUCUGAAUGGAACAAUUCAAAUGCCAAAAUAUUUGAACUUUUUUUCCCAAAAGCUCUUUAAUAGUGAUUUUUCCAUAGCUGAUUGAGAACAAGACCUGUUAAUGCAUAGGCCUAAUACAUACAUAGCCUGUUCAUGUGAUGUGGCUAUGCAAGUCUUGAUUUUACCAGGUCAACACCUGAGAUACCAAUAUUUUGCUUUUAGGGAUACAAGUCUCAAGUCCUCAUUGUUGUGACUUAAAUCCUAUUUGAGUAAGUCUACA